CUGCGAGCAGACAGCCAAUUAUUACUUGUUUAUCAUGUAUUGUGACAACCUUAUGGUAGGGCAAACUUCAGCCUGGAGCUGUGUAAUAAGCACGUCAAUCGGGUCGUACCCCGCAUCGAUUUCCAACAUCCCGUCUCGCGACAGCGCUUGUUAGGCCUCGAAUACCCCGAACCUGGCCACCGGGCACAAUUUCUCCGCAAACUAGCAUCAUUUACGCAUCUCCCGUCCGUAACAAAAGCCAAGCCCAUCUCUACGAUGGGUAUGAAAGACUAUUCUGAGACAUUUUGGCACACCCGCUGUGACCAUGAAACCAUCGCCAGUCAUCGCAGCGGCGCUUGGUGCCUCUGCUUCUGCAACGCCAACACACAACAGCCAUAAACCCUCCUUCAAUUGGUCUCAAACUAAACAGUUGAUCGCCUUCGGUGACUCCUACACCUUCAUCCAAGGCACCGCCGGCCACGCAAACUACUCCUUCAUCGGCGAUGCACUCUCCUCCUCCUUCCACCCGUCUGACCUCCUCGCCGACCGCAUCGUACAGAAUCUCACCGGCACCGCAGAAGGUGGGCCAAACUGGGUCGAGUUCCUGACAUCCUGCGGUGUUAAGCCCGGCCUCACCAAUCCACGCAGCUGCAAGGACAAGCAGCUCUGGGAUUUCGCCUAUGCGGGCGCAAAUACGAUUGAAGAUGCGAGUUUCACGCCACUGCAUCAUAAUCACACGCUCGCGCUGGAGAAGCAAGUAAAGCAGUUUGUGGAGUACGGUGAUCCCGCCUUGACGUCUACGCACACGGUGAAAAAGAAGGGGGACGUUUUGAUUGCGUUCUGGAUCGGCAUCAACGACAUCAACGACCUUUCGAAGCUGCGAGGCCGCAAUGCGACGUUUGCGCCGCUGUAUGAGCGCGUUCAGAAGCGCCAAUUCGAGCUUGUCAGGCAGGUGUAUGACUUAGGCUACCGCCACUUCCUCUUUAUGAAUCUCCCACCGCUGGACCGUGGGCCUUCGCCGUCUGUGAAUGCGUCGAUGGUCGCGGAGUUCAAUUCCAUACUUAAGACGCAUGCGGAUGGGUUCCAGCAAGCGCAGAAGGAUGCGACGGUGCUGCAGUUCGAUGUUAAUGCCGUGCUGAAUCGGGUGCUGGAUGGAUAUGAGGCGUAUGGGUUUCAGAACGUGACGGGGUACUGCAAGGCGUACGAUCAGCCGGACAUUCUGACUGACCCGGGGAAGUACGGGUGCGCGCCGCUUGAGACGUAUUUUUGGUACAAUUCGGGGCAUUUGACGAGUCGGACGCAUGAGAUUUUUGCUGGGGAUCUGGGCAAGUUCCUGAAGGGGUAUGCAUAGAGUAAGCCAGGCGUAGUUUUCGCGAGAGCGUGACCGUACUCGAAUGAUUGGAC
This is a messenger RNA of Paraphaeosphaeria sporulosa, 1383 nucleotides long. RefSeq lists its product as uncharacterized. Bases 305 to 1330 code for a protein of 341 amino acids. Lineage: Eukaryota; Fungi; Ascomycota; Dothideomycetes; Pleosporales; Didymosphaeriaceae. The record is from RefSeq and is a predicted model, not a curated record. The transcript has a single exon. Gene Ontology annotation, molecular function: hydrolase activity, acting on ester bonds.